Molecule: messenger RNA, 578 nt
Organism: Canis lupus familiaris (dog)
Lineage: Eukaryota; Metazoa; Chordata; Mammalia; Carnivora; Canidae
Gene: ACYP1
Product: acylphosphatase 1
Exons: 3
Coding region: 64-369 (101 amino acids)
Molecular function (GO): acylphosphatase activity
Source: RefSeq, marked validated
GUUGGCGUGCUGGUCGGCCGUGCUGCCCUGAACGCCCGAGAGGAGGACGAGGAGGGUGUGGGCAUGAACAUGGCAGAAGGGGACACCCUGAUAUCAGUGGAUUAUGAAAUUUUUGGGAAGGUCCAAGGGGUGUUUUUCCGCAAGUACACUCAGGCUGAGGGUAAAAAGCUGGGAUUGGUUGGCUGGGUCCAGAACACUGACCAGGGCACAGUGCAAGGACAAUUGCAAGGUCCGGUCUCCAAAGUGCGUCUUAUGCAGGAAUGGCUUGAGACAAAAGGAAGUCCCAAAUCACACAUCGACAGAGCAAACUUCAGGAAUGAGAAAGUCAUCUUAAAGUUGGAUUACUCAGAUUUCCAAAUUGUGAAAUAAUGGCCUGAAUUUAAAUUUUCUAAGAUGAACUCACUGGCUUUGUUUUUUUUUGUUAUUAUAGAAUUAGUCUGUGUUCAGUAUUAGAAUGGAUCAGUAAGUUAAGUUAUGUUAGUAUAGGUAUUUGAAUAUUACUGUAUAAUAUAUGUAUGAUAGAAAGAGGACAACUCUACACAGUUCUAAAUAAAUAAAGCUACACUAGAACCUUCUGC